This is a messenger RNA of Anopheles funestus (African malaria mosquito), 6567 nucleotides long. Its product is annotated as phospholipid-transporting ATPase IF. The transcript is spliced from 7 exons. Gene Ontology annotation, cellular component: trans-Golgi network; endoplasmic reticulum; plasma membrane. Gene Ontology annotation, biological process: phospholipid translocation. Gene Ontology annotation, molecular function: ATP hydrolysis activity; magnesium ion binding; ATPase-coupled intramembrane lipid carrier activity. Lineage: Eukaryota; Metazoa; Arthropoda; Insecta; Diptera; Culicidae. The record is from RefSeq and is a predicted model, not a curated record. The coding region runs from base 1060 to 5046 and encodes 1328 amino acids.
AGUUCGUUCUACCCGGUUGUGCGCGACAUCGUGUGUGCGUACCACUGAUGGGCGCUCGCGCGCGUAUGUGUGCGUGGUACGUGAAACGGGCCCGCGAGAAGGAAGCAGGCUAGUAUUCUCGUAUGUAACAGCGGCUUGUUGUGUGUGCAACCAUUCGCAGUUGGCACACGGUUUAAGCUGGAUGCGCAACGUUACGUACUGAGGAGGUUAAUUAUUGCAACGAGGCGGCGCGCGCGUGUGCCUCGCUGUUUAGGUGGUUUGUGUCCGGAAAAUGUUUGACAGCUUCCGCACAAAAUACAAAGUCCGUCGGUUUAGUGGGUGCGCCUAUAAUCUUAAGGGUGAAAGUUCCGUAGCAUCCUUGGGAUUGAUUUUACCUUCCCGCGGAGUGCCGUGCCGAGAAGUUGUGUUGUGUUGUGGUCGACGCAUUUGAAAGAAGAGAGAAAAAAAAACCGAAAACCGAAGGAAAACAUUCGCGCGCAAGUGUUAACACCGAUCGGUCACAACAGAUUGGCCAUUGUGCCGUGGUGUAGUUGCUAAUUGUCUAUCCAGCGUUCAUGUACGGUGUGUGUUCGUAGUCACCAACAAUCAACAAUCAGGUGUCACCUAUACCCGGGACUCUACUGCGUGCCCCAGCUCUGAUUGCAGUUGCGUUUCACCGUCCGGAAGUUGUGUCUGGGGGUGUUACCGAGGGUUGUAACGCACGGAUUAGUGGAUCGCGCUUUGAGCGUUACCCCGCGUUACCGCCGACAGUGAUCUCUCCUCGUUCCAAUAAAAACCUUCCCCGGGAAUGUGACUUAACCUCAAAAAAACAAAAAAAAACGGAACCAGUAGAAAUCAAUCAACGAAACACAAAUAUCAAUCCAACAUUCAUAAUACAUAGUAACGCUUAUCUAUCGAGAGACCACCCCGAUCAAAAACCUUCAAUUCGCAACUGUCCUGCUGUCGGGGUGUGGCCACGUGUUGUGUUUAUUGCCGUAGAUAGUCGGUCCAUCAUCAUCAUCAUCAUCAUCGACGGGCUGUGUCCAGGCAGGGAGAGAGAAAAACCCCCAAAAAAGCAUUAUGUUGCCAGAAAUUGAAACACUUGCCGACUCGGUAGAGGACGAACAGGAACCCAUUGCCAAGCGUUCCUACCGUUGGACCGGCUGGUAUGCGUCGUUUUGCCGAUGCAAGGGUAACCGGGUGUCGCAAGAGUCGGAAUCGCUGAGCGUGAAGGUGGGUUGCGAUGUACAGGAGGAGAAACAGUCGGGCGAAACGAAUCGUAUCAAGUCCACGAAAUAUACGCUGCUUACCUUUCUGCCGCUUAAUCUGUUCGAGCAGUUUCGGCGCAUCGCUAAUCUGUACUUCCUGUUCAUGACCGUCAUAUCGAUAGUGAUAGAUAGUCCGGUAUCGCCGAUGACGUCGCUAGUGCCGCUAGUGUUCGUAAUAGCGGUGACAGCCGCAAAGCAAGGGUACGAAAGUUUUCUGCGCUAUCGGGCAGAUAAUAUGGUAAACUUCUCACCGGUGACGGUGAUACGGGCCGGUGAGAUGGUGGACAUCCGGUGUCAGGAUAUACGGCGCGGUGACAUCGUGCUGAUGUCGCGCGAUUGUGAUAUACCGUGCGAUGUGGUGCUGCUGCAGAGUUCCGACGAGCAUGCGCGGUGUUACGUGACUACGGCCAACCUGGAUGGGGAGACGAACCUGAAGACGAUGGCCGCACCGAAGGGUGUACCGGGUGUGCCACCGGAACGGCUGCACACGAUCGGACGGAUCGAGUAUGAGCGACCCCAUACCGAUCUGUACAGCUUCAAUGGACGGAUCGAGCUGGCGGACACAUAUGUGACCGGUGGGGAGCACAGUGUACUACCGCUAGCAGCCGAAAAUCUACUACUGCGUGGCAGUCGCAUACGCAACACCGAGUGGGCAAUCGGUUGUGCCGUGUACACCGGACAACAGACGAAGCUGGCACUGAACAGCCGCAUGACCACGAGCAAGAUGAGCUCCAGUGAGCGGUACGUCAACAAGUAUCUGGUAUUCUUUCUGGUGCUGCUGGUCGUGAUCGUCACCGUGAGCUACUUUCUCAAGCGUUACAACGAUGAGUAUCGGACGGAGCACAACAUCUACCUCGGGGAGAUACUGUCCAACUAUCGCGUGUCACAGUUUCUGCAGGAUUACUUCUCGUUUCUCAUACUGUUCAACUACCUGAUACCGAUCUCGCUGUACGUAACGAUCGAGAUGGCAAAGUUUCUCGGCGGGUUCUAUCUCGAGUGGGAUCCGGACCUGUACGAUGAGGAAACGGACCAACCGUGCAUAGUGAACACGUCGGACAUUAACGAGGAGCUUGGCCAGGUGUCGUUGCUGUUCUCGGACAAAACUGGCACGCUUACGAAGAACAUCAUGAUAUUUCAGCAGUGCUCUAUCAAUGGGCGCAAGUACGAACAGAAAGGUCGUCGCCUGCAAGAAGCCGGCCGUCGGAAUGCACUCAAAAUCAACGAGCUGCCGAGUCCGGUGUAUGAUUUCUUUCAAGCGCUAGCCGUGUGUCACACGGUACAGGUAGCCGGUGACUACACAAAAGAAUCGGAAGAAGAACGAACAAAUGAACCAAUCAAGGAGGAAGGAAAUGAUGUGCUGCUGGAGGAAUCGUUUGUCUCCGGUGACAGUACCGGUAUGGCAGUAGCGUCGGAAUCAAGCCCUAAAGCAUCACCGGUGCACAAUGGUCAACGGAUCACGAGCACGUUGUUGGAUGAGGGUGGUACCCGUGUCGAAGUAACGCCAAAUCCAUCCCGUCCCCAGAGCAUGUACGAGACGCAGGAAACGAGCUUCAUCGUACAGCAGAACCAUUUCGGUAGCAAUGGCAAUCUCCAACUGCCGGAUAUGCUGCCCGAGUUGAAGCGUACGAUAUCGGCGUACGAGGAAAAACCGGCCGCGUUGCCGUUCGGCGAUACGAAGCAGCUCGGCCAUCGGCGCACACAGUCCCACGUACCGCCCGGUGUGAAUCGGCCAAAGAGUUACCAGAUAGCGGUUACCGGUGCGGGGAUACCACCCCGCCCGGUGGUGACAUUGCGCCGUAACCGUGGUUCCUAUCUGUCCCGUUCGAACAGAGAAUCGUACGCAGCACCGGCGUACAACGAAUCUGCUCUCAUACAGCGACAGGAAUCGCAUCUGCGGCAGCGCGAGGUCGACUCAUUCAUUCGCAAAAUGGACUAUCAAGCAUCGAGCCCGGACGAGAAAGCACUGGUGGAGGCGUGCGCACGUAUGGGGCUGGUGUACAUUGGUGACGAUGGUGACCAGAUGCAAAUCCGGCUGCGCCGGUCGUGUGUGCGCGCUAAUGUACGGUCACGGCUCGGCGAGAUACCGGACGAGGAGGUGGUACAGUACGAGCGGUUGGCGGUGCUAGAAUUUACCUCCGAUCGGAAACGGAUGAGCAUCAUCGUCCGUGACACGUACGGUCAGAUCUGGCUGUAUACCAAGGGUGCCGAAAGUCACGUUCUACCGCUGUGUGCCUACUCGCCGCUGAUCGAAACGACCCAGGAACACAUUGAUGAGUUUGCGAAGCUGGGCUUGCGUACGCUUGCGGUUGCCCGGCGCCGACUGUCGGAACAGGAGUACCGCACGUUCAGUGACGAGUUAAUAGAGGCCGGCAGCUCACUGGUUGAUCGGGCGGAACUUGUAGAUGCAUGUCAGAGCCGGAUCGAGAAGAAUUUGGAACUGCUCGGUGCAACCGCGGUAGAGGAUGCGCUGCAGGACGACAUUCAGAGUACGCUGCAGGCACUCGGGCAGGCCGGCAUCCGGGUGUGGGUACUGACCGGUGAUAAGGUCGAGACAGCACUAAACAUUGCCCUCAGCUGUGGUCACAUACCGGACGGUUCGGCACGCUACUUCAUCACCGACUGCCGGGCGCCGGAAAAUUUGCAGCAGCAUUUGGACACGCUUGCGCUGGAAAUGUUCCGCCAGCGUGACGUACCCUUUUCGCUGCUGAUCGACGGUGCCAGUCUGAAGAUCGCACUCGAGCACCAUCGGGAGCAGUUCCGGGAUGUGAGUGAACGGUGCCGUGCGGUACUGUGCUGCCGUUUAAGCCCGCUGCAGAAAAGUGAGGUUGUGCAGCUGAUGAAAACGGCCGAAAGUGCACCGGUGACGGCUGCAAUCGGUGACGGUGCGAAUGAUGUUUCGAUGAUCCAGGAGGCACACGUCGGUCUCGGCAUCGUUGGUCGCGAAGGGCGACAGGCAGCACGGUGUGCGGAUUACGCGUUUGCCAAGUUUUGCAUGCUGAAGAAGCUGUUGCUCGUGCACGGUCAUUACUUUAGUACGCGUCUCGCGGUGCUGGUGCUGUACUUCUUCUACAAAAACCUCGUGUUUAUGGGCAUACAGCUGUACUUCCAGAUACACAGCCUCUUCUCCAACCAGUCGGUGUACGAUUCGGUGUUUCUCACACUGUACAAUGUUGUGUACACCGCCAUCCCGGUGCUGGUGCUAGCGCUUACCGAAAAACCGUACCAAGAGCAGACGCUACUUAAAAUACCUUCGCUUUAUCAGAAGGUAGCCGGAAACAAGCAAUAUGCUUGGAAGUACUUUAUCGGCUGGAUGGUGCUCGGUAUCUAUCACUUUUCGAUCAUCUACUUCUUCACGUACGCCGAAUUUAUCGGAAAUCCGGCCGUAUACUCGUACUGGCCCGCUACGGUUAGCUUUCCCUGCUUCGGUACCAUACUCAUACACAACGUGGUUGUGCUCGUCAAUCUGAAGCUGUUGAUUGAAUCGAUCUACAAAUCAUACAUAUUUAUUGCCACCGUCCUGCUGUCGAUCUUUGCCUUUAUGGGGUCUACCUUCGUGUACAACCUGCUGGACAUCAACUACGACCAAUCCAUGCUGCACGUCUACAACAACUUGCUAUCGUCGUUAACGUUCUGGGCACUCAGCUUUGUGAUACUGAUAGCGGCCUUUCUGCCGGACAUGACGAUGCUAGCGAUACGGGCGAUGGAAAUCAAGCUCGGGCACAUCUUCCCGGGCGGUGCCAAAUACCGUCGUGUGCUGUUCCAGCGGCGAAGCGAUCAGCUACAAUCCACCGAUCUUUAAAACUGGGUGCCUUUCUAUAAAGAAACGAAAACAAAAACAAAAAAACGAUUCGUAACGUAAUGACUGCUUUACCUUUUUUCAUGACCGUUCCGCUAAGGAGACGUAUCCUGUGCGGGACUUGCGGACUCGAUGCCAUAGAUAUCCUCUUCGUAGCAGUGGAAAGGCCAAAUUUUGCCUUUUUUUUUUUGGUUAGCACCAAUGUAUUACUGCUUCUGUUCAGUUCGGUCGUAAGCUUGUUUAGUGUUUUAAAUUAUUUUACCAAAACUUCAGAAACCCUAUUUAUUGUAUAAGUAUAUUUGUGCAACUAGGACGUUAGUAUAUCGUUAAGCAUGUUGACGAUUUUGGUCAAAGCAGCAAAGCAGAAAAAGAAAGACAAUAUUUUAUUGUACAGAUUGUUUUCAGAUGUGAUGGUUAAUUAUUACUACAGUAGCAGUAUGUUGAAGAAGUUGCCACAAGCACCAUACCUGGUCGCAUUUUAGGAUAGUUCCUUGGAAAGAGCAGAAGCGGAGAAAUUAUGCGCUUUAUAACAUACUUGCGUACCAGCAUCGACCAAAACAGUAACGAUAAAACGCAGCAAUGGCCUGUGUACCUAGGUAUUACGAAUCGCAUCUCCGACGGCAAACGGAGAGCUUGCUCGAGUGUUUUUUGGGUAGAGGAAAUUUUAUAGCACAGAAGUGAACAGAGGAGAAAAGACGAGCUUAAUGGAAGUAAAGUAGCGAACUAAGAAGGGCCCUAAUAACGGGUAGAGUUAAGUUAUGCACUAAAAGAGCUAGAAUGUGCGCUUCCCGGGCCCUCCAAUAUGCCUCGCAGCUCCCCGUACCCGAAAAUGUGUUCGGUGGGUUGUUUUCUUACACUUCAGAUCUCUUUUGCGUUCCGCUUUUAGUUUUUUUUUUGCUUUCUUUUGUUUUUUUAAUAUUCGUUGCAGCUAAAUGUGCCAUUUUUUAAAACCACUGGCCAAAGUACAAAAACAAAAACCCACCCCCCAGGAAAACCAUUUGAAUAUGGGUGAACCACCGGUUGAGCUUUUAUUCACUUUCUUCCACCAUCAUCUGGUUCAUCUCUCCGCAGUCAAGCAGUCGGUUUUCGCCACUGCCGUUCGGGGUAUUGCUGCAGACUGCUGCUCUCGGGGGGAAAAAAAAGUUUUUGUAUUCCCUUUUUUAGAGGCCCAUAAAAUAUGUACAUUAAGAGGAUUUUUAUAAGAAUAUACAAGUGAGUGAUUUACGAGCGUGGAUUACUCUUGUACCUUCAGCUGCCUGUUGAUCAAGAGACCAUAAAGUUAACACACACAGACACACAAACCCCCCAAAAAAGUAAGAAAAACAAAAAAAAAAGAAAAUAAACAUUUUGCCAAUAUGAGAAGGAAAAUGUUUGUUUGCCGCAUAGAAUGAAGGACGAAUAUUUGAAAGAAAUUUUCGUUUUGGUUUUGUUUAUUUACAAAACUAAACGAGUUGAGGCAUGAACCAGCGUGUACCGUUGUGGGGAUACGCGUUGUUUUGCAGGGUCAAUGAUGAUAAAGUUUUA